Molecule: messenger RNA, 4088 nt
Organism: Esox lucius (northern pike)
Lineage: Eukaryota; Metazoa; Chordata; Actinopteri; Esociformes; Esocidae
Product: guanine nucleotide-binding protein subunit alpha-11
Exons: 8
Coding region: 453-1559 (368 amino acids)
Biological process (GO): adenylate cyclase-modulating G protein-coupled receptor signaling pathway; phospholipase C-activating dopamine receptor signaling pathway; action potential
Cellular component (GO): heterotrimeric G-protein complex
Molecular function (GO): G-protein beta/gamma-subunit complex binding; GTPase activity; G protein-coupled receptor binding
Source: RefSeq, a predicted model, not a curated record
UCCUGACCGAUAAAAUAUAUUAUUUUAUUAAAGCUGCCAUAGCUGUGUUAUAUCAUAGCUAGACUCGGUCAUAUUGAUAUUUUUGACCUCGUUUAACACUUCCUUUCAGGAAACAUGAGGCUUUGAAAAUGACUGUGGCAGCCUGAAAGAGGGAUGGACCUAAGUCGAAACUUUAUCCUCUCAGCAGAAGUCCAAUCACUCAAGACGCAUUCCAUUGACUCAGUGUUUUCACCUAACUACGUAGUCGGCAUAUUCUGCUGUAGACCCAGUAGAAUUAAAAGAGACGUCUACUGAUAAGUUUCAGGCGAAACGUGAUUGAAACUGGGAAAUACUCUGUGAAAUCCUCAUGCGUUUAAAUAAAUAUCACGCGAGAAAUGGAUGGCGAGCAACGAGUCUGGUGUAGGCCUAUCUGAUUGGGUACAAGAGGUGUGACACAUCGAAGUGACUUCGACAUGGCGUGCUGGCAAUGGUGCCGUCGGACCUGCGUUUGUUGCCUGGACGAUGAAGAGAGGAGGACCAUUGCUAUUGACAAGGAAAUUCAGAGUAUUCUACGACAGCAGAAGAAGAGGGAACGUAAAGAAAUCAAAGUUCUUUUACUCGGCACAGGGGAAAGUGGAAAGACUACCUUCAUCCGACAGAUGAGGAUCAUCCAUGGAAGAGGCUUCUCUGAGGAGGAGAGACGGGACUUUGCCAAGCUCAUUUACCAGAACAUAUUUACGUCUGUGAAGGCUAUGACCCGGGCUAUGACCACACUCAGACUGACCUACGCUUACCCAGACAAUGAGGUGUAUGCCAGGUGUAUUCAGGAAGUGGACACGGUGCAGGUCACCCAGCUGGAACGAGGCUAUGUGGACGCUAUCCGCAGUCUCUGGGCUGACCCAGGCCUCCGUAUCUGCUACAACCGCCGCAGCGAGUACCAGCUGCUGGACUCCACAGAGUACUACAUGACAAAUUUGGACCGCAUAUCUGCCCCAGACUACAUCCCUACUGCUCAGGACGUGCUGCGGGUUCGGUUUCCCACCACCGGCAUCCAUGACUACUCCUUCACCAUAAAGACCAUCACUCUCAGGAUUGUGGAUGUGGGUGGACAGAAGUCUGAGAGGAGAAAGUGGAUCCAUUGUUUUCAGGAUGUGACAUCGCUUAUUUUCCUGGCUUCCCUCAGCGAGUAUGACCAGGUCCUGGAGGAGAGAGAAACUGAUAAACGGAUGGAUGAGAGCCUGGCACUGUUUUACACCACCAUCCACUCCCCCUGGUUCACCAACACCUCCAUCAUCCUGUUCCUCAACAAGACUGACAUCCUGGCUGACAAGAUUCAGACGUCCGACUUGAACAAGUACUUCCCAGGGUUCACAGGAAAGCGGCGCAAUGCUGAGGACGCCAUGAAUUACAUCCGGUUGAUGUACGAGCAGCAAGCUCACAGCCGGGAGAAGUGUGAUGAGAGCAAGACGCUUUACCCCCACUUCACCUGCGCCACAGACACCAACAACAUCCGCCAGGUUUUCAGGGACGUUAAGGACACAGUUCUCCUCAAGUCCCUCAGGGACUAUGGGGUGAUCUGAGGGCCUGGGGGCCAGCCUGCCUAGGUGGCCACAUUCAAAUAACAACCUCUCAGGGCAGACUCUCCCAUACCUUCCUCGCUCUCUUUUCUCCUCUCUCCACCUCAGUGCCAGGAGGGAUGCUGUCUGGCCAAACCCUAUUAUUGCAGAAAUGAAUCUCCCUCUGUAGAGCAAAACAGAAUGGAGUGACUCCUAUGACACACACACUACUCUGUGUUUUUUUCCCCUCUGGUUGUUAUUUUGUAAUGAUGUGUGUGAGGACUUGGAGAUGCAGUGGCUCUUCUGAUUGAAACUGGACUAGUGAUGUCAUGAAGUUUGUGCCUGCGUUAUAUCAUGAAGUUUGAUGACGGCUGGACCCGGCCACUGUGUCUCCUGACCCCACUGGUAGAAAAUGUCUCUGCUCUUGAGGUCACUACGAAUGCUUCCUCUUCAUCUGUGUGUUCAAUUAUCCCUACUUAACACAGACAGUAGCCAUUACACACAGCUACUUGACACCUCAGUAUGAAAAGCUACCACCAAUCAAGCCUUGUGUACCAUGUAGUGAUUGGUUUGUAUUUUAAUUGGUAUGACCGGUUGACACCUAUAAUUCUCACUGGUUCUGAUGUGUGAUGGAGGCAAAAUAAAAUUGUGAGAAGAGGUGUUUACUAUAGCUCUCACCAGAUGUCGUAUUGGGUGUCAUGAAGGGGUUUCACUGACACAGUAUUAUAUGGAAUGCAAUCUGGUACUGGAUUCACUGGUAGGGUUGUUGGGUUGCCUUCUUGGGGUGGAUUGUCUUUUCCCCGGUGUGUCUGCCAUGCUGCAUAUUGUUUUCAAAUGGCAUAUGGUAAUAUUAGCUCCAAAGAAUCAGUAUGUUAACCAACUAAUGAGAGUGCUUAAGAGUAGAAGUUAUGUACAGGGUUAAUACUAGCUAGAAAGCAUGCUGUUGUUCAGGCCGAAAUAUAUAAAAAAUCUCAAUUAGAGCUGCUAUUAGGUGGCUUGGAGAGGCCAGUUAAAUCAUUAGCCGGGUGUAGUGGGAGGCUCAGUCCUUAUUACUGAGAGCUCUAAAAACCCAACAACAAAAAACUGAGUAUUUAUGACUUGAAUGAUGACUUUAGGGCUUGGAUUUGAGCUCCAGAGUUUUUCUGAUAAUCGACUAGGGCUCUGCAGCCGUGGCAGUGGUUACGCAACAAAACAACGAUUUCUUUAUUGUCUCAAUUAUCACCAACCACACAUUAUUUUUUUUAUUUUUAAUUGGCUUUUAGUCCCCUAUCAACAUUUAUGGUCAGUCAAUACUUUGUUUAGUAGGCUCGGGUUGUGGUCAACAAGUUCAGUAGGAAUUCAAAAUAUACCGAUUUUAUAUUGGUGUCAUUUAUUGAUAUGGUCCUUAUUAAUAAUAGGUGUUUUGCCUGCAAUGUUUGAAAAUGCUUUUCAGUUUUGUAAUUUCCACUUAGAAAUGUCAAAUCAAACAACAAAAUGCACAUGAAUUAUAAUCCACGUAAUUACUUAUGAAUAACAGAAAACGUUAACCUCCCAUUUGGGUUGAAUGUGUAAUAUACGUUGUUUAUUUUUGUAUAAUCUAUAAUUACGAUCAGUAUCAAAAGGUGCAAACCUUUUGUGUAGAUUUGGGGAGAAUUUGGGAAAAGAAAUUUAACAAAAUAUAUAUCAUAUUGUUUUGGUGUCCUCAGUCUGUGGUUCUCAUGGGAAAAGUAGUUUGUUUACAUGUGUUGACACCAUGUGUUGACUUGUGUGCUACAUAGCUUGUCCUGUUAAGCUCUGUCAGACAUUUUAGGUCUUUCCACAGAUGUUUCAUAGUUUUCAAGUGUGUGUUCUGGGCCACUAAAGGAAAUUCACAGACUUGUCUUGAAGCCACCCCUGCCUUGUCUUGGCUGUGUGGUUAGGGUCAUGCAAAUGGGCUUUCAUAUGCUUUUUACUGAGUGGUCUCACCUCCAUGUUCCAAGGACCUUCUCCCAGAUUGUUUCGGUUGGCCGGGCGACCAGCUAUAGGGAGAGUGUUGGUAGGUCCAAACUUCUUCCAUUUAACAAAGAUGGAUGCCACUUUUGUUGGCUCUUGGGAACCUUCAAUGCUACAGAAAUGUUUUGCUACCCUACCCUAGAUCUGAGCUCUACGGACAAUUCUUUCAACGUUUUGGCUUGGUUUUUGCUCUGAAAUACACUGUAAACUGGGGGACCUUAUACAGACAGUUGUGUGCCUUACCAAAUUGUAGUAUUCUGAUUGUAUUAUUGUUGUAUGAAUGUAUGUUUUGUUUUCUAAUUGUAAUUAAGCUAAUUUAGAUUUAGAUAAGUUAAGGAAAAAUAAAACAUCUGUGUUCAGAUUCUCUCUAAGGAAAUCACACUCCGUCAACCUCACCAAUGUGUGACAGAUCAUUUGGCUUGAGGGUUGUCGUGGUGUUCUGGGGGUCACAUAAUGACCACAUUAUUCUCGAUAGACACGACUAUCUUGUAUUUAUUACACAACAAUCAUCUUAUGAUGAGAUGAUGUAUCGAGCAUUUGUGAAAACAGCUAUACUGCAAUUCCAAUAAAUAACUAAAUGUC